AUGCCUACUGUUAAAACUUUAAUUGUUGUAGCUGUUAAAAGAAAUUGGCCACUUUUCCAACUAGAUGUUAAUAAUGCUUUCUUGCAUGGGGACUUAGAUGAAGAAGUUUUUUUGAAGCUCCCACUUGGUCUUUCAGUAUCUACUACAUCUUCUGCUUCUACUUCCCCUUCUUUGGGUUCUGGUGAUGUCUUAGUACUCUUAGUGUCAUAUAUUAAUGAUAUCAUCAUCGCUGGGACAGAUCUGUGUGAGAUUGAUGCUGUGAAAAGCUUCCUCCAUGAUCAAUUUAAGAUUAAGGAUUUAGGCCAUCUUAACUAUUUUCUAGGUAUUGAAGUGUUGUAUUCUGAGGGUGGGGUGUUGCUGCAUCAGAAAAUAUUUGUGCAUGAUCUCCUCAAAGAGUUCCACUCCUAUGAUUGUUCUUCAGUUAUAUCUCCUCUUGAGAUGCAUGGCAAGCUGCAGGCUGAUCAUGGUGAUCCUCUGCUGAAUUCUGAGACUUAUAGGUAUUUAGUAGGUAAACUAAAUUUCUUAACCCAUACAAGACCUGAUAUUUGCUUUGCAGUGCAACAUUUAAGUCAGUUUAUGCAGAAGCCUUGCCUUCCUCACAUGCAAGCUGCUUUACGUUUGCUCAGGUAUCUCAAGGGUACUCUUGAUUUUGGGGUUUUCUAUAAUAAUUCUCCUAAUCUUUCUCUCAGUGUAUAUUGUGAUAGCGCUUGGGGUUCUUGCCCGGACAAGGCCGAAUACAGGUCUAUGAGUAAGGCCAUUGCUGAAAUCACUUGGGUUUGCAGGUUUCUUUCAGAUUUUGGUGUUGUCUUUUCUUCUCCUGUUACUCUGUUUUGUGAUAACCAGGCAUCCAUCCACAUUGAUAAGAACCCUGUCUUCCAUGAGCGCACCAAGCAUAUUGAGUUGGAUUGCUAUUUUGUUCGCACAAAGUUGAAUGAAGGUCUGCUUUAG
Nicotiana tabacum (common tobacco) is the source of this 948-nucleotide messenger RNA. Lineage: Eukaryota; Viridiplantae; Streptophyta; Magnoliopsida; Solanales; Solanaceae. The record is from RefSeq and is a predicted model, not a curated record.